AUGUCGACCAACAUCUUCCGCGAUAGCUACACCGGCGAAUUUGCAGAGCAUACCGAUUCGACAUCUACUUCGGCGCAUAAGCCAAAGAAAGCAAGCUUGCUGAACCUGCCUGGUGGCGGCAAAGCUAUCUUCGCCUUUGUUCUCAGUCUGUUCGCAUACACACUGCAGACAGAAUUUGCACAAUAUGUUCAGCAGUCUCUCAACUACCGCAAGCCCUUCCUGUCCCUCUACCUCGGACACAGCGGCUUCUUGCUCCUGUUUCCAAUGCACCUCUUCUUCCUCAAAUGGACCACAGGCCGGCCCAUUACACAUUACCUUCAUCUCAUCGCACUGAACCUCCGCUGGCAGCUCGAUACUCCUGCAUCCUCACUACCCAACCCACGUGCUGAUGCAGUACGGCAACGACUCAGCCAGGCUUCUGGAAGAGCAUGUGGUGCAAGUCGAGAAGAUUGGGGAGAGCCCGCAGCUGAGAGCUCGAGACGUCAACGGGCAUGCUUUUUCGACCAAAUGUUUGGCUUCAACGUCUUUCGCCUUGUCGGUCUGUUUUUCAUUCUGACUAUCGGUAUCACGGUCCCUGCGUUGAGCUGGUACUGCGCAGUGCCCAUGACGUCGAUGGCAGACAUCACCGCCAUCUACAAUACCUUUUCCGUCUGGGCGCUUGUCUUUUCGGUCUGGUUCCUCGGUGAGAAGUGGGAGAAGCGAAAGGUGUUUUCCGUUCUGCUCGCUUGUCUCGGCGUCAUCAUUGUUGCUUAUGGCGGUGCGGAUCAUCGAAAGGUGCCCAAGCCAAUCGACCCGGUUCACGGCAAGCCACCAACAAACGAGGACCCUGCAGAGCAAGUCAUCCGACACUCAAUACACUCACUUGUCGAUCGCUUUCUUCUUCAACGGGAAGCAUCGUCCGAGUUGCCCAUCAACAGUGCGCAUAACCCCGUGCUGGGUGAUCUGCUAGCAUUUGUAGGUGCAGUGACGAUGGCAGCAUACGAAAUGGCAUUCAAACUGAUCGGCACGCUCCCGGAUGAGCAAAGGCAAGCAGACAUGUACUCUGCAGUCCCCAGCGGUCGCCAUCGGCGGUCUCGCAGUUACGUUCACUACCAAGACCUCGAAGAUGGUAGCCAGCACCAAGCAUACGAAUCCGAAGGGCUGCUGCACACUUCUCAGCCUAACAAGCGGCGUGAUGACACUAACGGCGACUUUGGUGUCGAUGUCGCUCCAGCAAGUCAGCACGUGAUUGGUGAGGAUGAUCAAGGCGAUGUCAAGACGCGAGAGUCAAUCGACACAAGGAGGUACUCUACCGUGGCAGACAAGUUGAUUGAUCAAGACCGUCAAGAUUAUCAGAGCAUCACUCCACCACUGGAGGCGUCGGCACCUGCCGAAGGGGACGACGGUGUUAAGGCAGCUAUCAGCAAGGUGCGAGUGCACGCCAAGGCUGUCCGCGUGUCGAGUGGUCCGAUCAAGGAGAGGGACGAGGACGAAGAGAGUCAAGUGACCGAAAGCGAGCUAGACGAGGACGAAGAACGACUGGUCCUUUCGGGUGCUACUCGGCUCCAUCGGACGCGCUCAAACCUCUCCGUUCAUCACCGACCUCUUGCAGAUGACGAAGCCACUACUCCGCGUCCAGGCCCCAGCUGCAGGAGCUCGUCCUAUCGAAGUGUGCACGACCCUUCUAUCCCGCCACCUCUACCUUUUGGUCUACAUGCCAACGUCAUGACAGCCGGCAUCGGGCUUACCACCUUUACAACUUUCUGGAUCGGUGUCAUUGUGGCAAACCAUUUCGGAUGGGAACCUUUCGAGCUUCCGCAUAACUUGCGCACCUAUGUCUCCAUCGCCAUGGUGGUGCUUUGCGGCAUCUUUUUCAAUGCUGCGUUCAUGAUCUUGCUGUCACUCUGGGGUCCAGUGCUCGCGUCGGUCAGCUGUUUGAUGACCACGAUCCUCGUCGAGGUUGCAGACGUGCUGCUGGGUCAUGAGCUAAAAUGGAUCAGCGUCCUUGGAUGUGCACUGAUCGGUGCCGGGUUCGCCGUGCUCGUUGGUGGAGACUCAAUCCACUAG
This is a messenger RNA of Mycosarcoma maydis (corn smut), 2046 nucleotides long. RefSeq lists its product as uncharacterized. Lineage: Eukaryota; Fungi; Basidiomycota; Ustilaginomycetes; Ustilaginales. The transcript has a single exon. The record is from RefSeq and is a predicted model, not a curated record. Gene Ontology annotation, cellular component: membrane. The coding region runs from base 1 to 2046 and encodes 681 amino acids.